Molecule: messenger RNA, 399 nt
Organism: Phanerochaete carnosa HHB-10118-sp
Lineage: Eukaryota; Fungi; Basidiomycota; Agaricomycetes; Polyporales; Phanerochaetaceae
Exons: 1
Cellular component (GO): cytoplasm
Molecular function (GO): protein binding
Source: RefSeq, a predicted model, not a curated record
GCGCAACCCCAACAUCAAAAUGGCAGACAAUCUCUUCUGUACUGGGCAGCCUAUCUGGGGCUUCCACGUUAUGUUCUAGCCUUUCUCAAGGUUCAGGGAAUGGACAUCAAUGCUUCGGGAGGUUCUAUCGGGACGCCUCUGUUUGCCGCUACACGCCGAAGGCAUCACGACGUUGUCUUGUUACUUCUCAGCCAAGGUGCAGAGAGCAGUAUUCUUUACAGAUAUGGAUGGACUCCGCUUCACGCCACCGCAGAAGACGGCCUCACCAACAUUGCUCGUGCCCUGCUCGAUCAUGGCGCAGCUGUUGACGCACAAAUUGAAGACGGAUGGACACCACUACAUAUUGCUGCACACCAAGGCCACGUCGACGUUGGGCUCGCCCUUCUUGAACAUGGUGCA